This is a messenger RNA of Alternaria metachromatica, 783 nucleotides long. RefSeq lists its product as uncharacterized. The coding region runs from base 1 to 783 and encodes 260 amino acids. Gene Ontology annotation, cellular component: nucleus. Gene Ontology annotation, biological process: regulation of DNA-templated transcription. Lineage: Eukaryota; Fungi; Ascomycota; Dothideomycetes; Pleosporales; Pleosporaceae. The record is from RefSeq and is a predicted model, not a curated record. The transcript is spliced from 3 exons.
AUGCUCGGAAUCGACUACCCAGACAGUGACGACGAGGACGUCGUGCCCGCGACCAAGCCAGAGUUGACCAACAUUCCUGCAGCUGUCGCGCCUACCCCAGCGCCUCUCUCCGCUCCCGCGCCUCUCGAACAGCCGCCUACAUCGUCGGGUCCGGUGAGCGGCCCUGCGCAAGGUCCGACAGUUUCGCCGCCUCCAGAGGACGAUGCCAACGCGAACGAAGCCGCGCCAGGCUCACCACACACAGCUACACGUGCCCUGAUUCAGAACCUUACUCUACCUACCGUACCGAACUUCGAUAUACCGCCUUCUCCGCCGGGAUCACCACCACAGAAAGCGACGAAGAAGUUUGCGCAAUUUCUAGAGCUCAAGAAGAAGGGCCAGCAUUUCAACCAGCGCCUGGAAGGCUCGUCCGUGCUACGCGAUCCGGGACACAUGCGGAAGCUGAUGGGCUUUGCGGGAAUCAGCGAAGAGGACGCAUAUGCAUCUACACUGCCACAAGAUGUCGCGAUACCGGCAGUCUUCCCGGAGUGGGCCUAUGUCGAGGAAUUGAGGGCUUCACAGAAGCGCAUCGCAAAGACCAAAGAACAAGAGAAAUCCAAGGCACCGAGAGAAGCUCUCGAGUUUGUGUCCGCGUCCGCGUCCAAGACUGGCGCGUCGAGUGGAACGGGCACGGCGUCAAGCUCUGCUACGGGAAAGCGCAAGGAAUUGGAACAUAGAGGAAAGGACGAUCAGGGCACAAAGAGCAAAGUCAAGGUCGCCGAAGAGGAGACGAUCAAGGUCUAG